This is a messenger RNA of Electrophorus electricus (electric eel), 1666 nucleotides long. It is a transcript of the gene ubxn10, whose product is annotated as UBX domain protein 10. The record is from RefSeq and is a predicted model, not a curated record. NCBI's taxonomy places the organism in Eukaryota, Metazoa, Chordata, Actinopteri, Gymnotiformes, Gymnotidae.
GGAAUAUUUAGUGUGGGAGUGGGUCAUCCCUUACACUCUUUUGAAAUUUAGUUUUCUACUAGCAACCUGCUAUCUGUUAAUGCUAACUUAAUGCUAAUAUUAGCCAUCUUGGUCAACUAAGUUGGCUGUUGAUAGAUUAGCGAAGAUAAGUGACAGGUAACUGAACUGACGAGCAUAAAGACCAGCAUGUCGGGAAACAUGCAUGUGACAAGACCCAAAUCCUCUAAAGGACGUACGAGAUCAGGGUCUCAUGUGCAGAACGUGGAUGAAUCUGUCUGUCAGAACUGCGCGUUUUCCCCGCACCCUCCUCCGUCCGACAGGCUCAACACGACAGCUCGUUCCCGACCCGUCCUCCAUCGGAACAGCAAGCCGAGCACAGACAUACUGACGGAAAUCUUUCAGAGCCCUCCAGAUAUUCCUCCAGAUGUUCCAGCACUCUCCCUCAACAAAUACAAAGUACUCCCCUCCAUCGAGAAAAGGCCAGCAGGAAAUCUGUCCGCCAGAGAUACGGAGGACGAAACCCCAAAGCCAAGUCUAUCUGACAGUAACCUUCGGCUCUGGCGAGAGCAGCUCAUCUCCUCCCGUCUCUGUCCUCAGACCGCAAACGCAGGCUACCCGGAGAUGGAUGGACCCGAGGUGCUGUGCGGUCCUGUGGCAGCUAACCCUCUGUGGGUGAUUCCUGGGCACGCAGGGGCUGAGGGGGGUGUAGCGGGCAAACGUGACACGGAUCUGCUGCUGGCUGUUCGAAUUCCGUGCGGUCAAAGGUUUAAAUGUCUUUUCCAUCCUACGGACAUGCUUUAUGCUGUCGUAGCUGCAGCGGAAGCCAAAUCCGGACUGCAUUAUGAGCACGCUGUAAUCGAGACCAUGGAAGUCCCUCGGCGGACCUUUAAGGAUCUAACCAUGACUCUGUCUCAGUGUGGCAUCUUCAGUAAGUCGGUUUUAUGCAUAAGCCUCGAAGACAGUACUACGAACAAUUGGUAAAACCCCCAUAGAUGUCUUUAAAAUGAUCAGUUUUAACCAAUUAUUUAAUAAUAAUUAGAGCAACAAUGUGAACAAGUAAACAUGAUUUGUAAUCAUUCUUUCAGUAGACUUUUACUAUAUAUUAGAUCAAUCAGUGGAGCCGCCAGUUAACAUUCAUCUUUAGCUCAGGACCUGUUUAAGGAUAUAGUUUAAAGGAGCAAUAUGUCAUUUUUACACCAAAAAGAAAGCGUUAUUUAUGAAAGUGAUUUUUCCCCCUGAAGUGCAGCUCACAAGAUGUAGAAUCAGAUUGCUUUACAAAUCCUCAAAUGAACCAGUUUAUGCUCCAUAGAGCAGGACCCCCACAUGGAAGCAGCCAUGUUUAAAGUAGGUUUAGUAUCAAGCUACUACAACUGACACAAUCGCUGUUUCAUAAUGUUAAGAAUCAUUGGAAAAAUGACUUAUGGCUUCUUUAAUGCAGCAUGUUUGUUACAAAAGAUUAGAAUGCAAGGUUUUUUGUCCUGUAGCCAAGUGGUCAGUGGCUGAUCAUACUAUUCCCUUACUGUCCUCCCAACAAUAGAAGAUGGAUAAUGUUUAAUACCUUUUUUUUAAACAUAUGACAGAUAUAUUGAAUACAUGAGUAUAUUAGCAACUCAUUAAAAUUUCUUGUGCCAGAGUAUGAGUGAUGACAUUUUAAAAUAAAUCUGAG